AUGGCUUCAACAAAGAAUGGAGACUAUCGUCUAGGUGUAGACGUGGGUGGCACAUUUACCGACGUCUGCGUCAUUACACCCAACGGCGAGACCGUCAGAGCAAAAACACCGUCGACGCCACAGGAUCAGAGCGUGGGCGUCAAAGACGGCAUCACCAAGGUGCGGAAACUCCUCAAGUCAAAGUACGACUGGGAGGGGGAGUUUUCUUUUAUCCACCAUGGCAGCACAGUUGCCACCAAUGCAAUUCUCGAGUCCAAAGGUGUCAAGGCAGGCUUGAUAGUCACGGCCGGCUUCAAAGAAGUCCUGACCAACCGGCGGUGCCAGAUCCCGGGAGGUCUUGGGGGAUGGAUUAGCUUCGUGCCCCCGGAGCCCGUGGUGCCCCUAGAGCGGACGGUACAGUGCACUGGACGCAUCGACCCGAGCGGUCAGGUCGUUAUUCCUUUUGACGAGGCGGCCUUGCGCCGGGACCUAGCCGAUCUAAAGCGGCAAGAGCCCGAGGCCAUCACCGUGAGUCUACUCAACUCGUACGUGAACAAUGAGCACGAGAGGGCCGUGGAGCGCAUCGUCCGCGACGAGUUUGGCCCCCACGUCGAAAUCAUUUGCUCUGCCGACGUGCUCCCCGAGGCGGGCGAGUACGAGCGCACCGUCACGGCCGCCGCCAAUGCCGUGGUCAAGCCUCUGGUCAAGCGCUACAUGGAGGGUCUGGAAAAGCUCCUCUCGCCCGACAGCAGGACGAUUCGCAUCCUCAAGAGCGACGGCGCCUUGACCAGUCUCGACCUCGCGGGUGAGCUGCCCGUCAACUUGCUCAUGUCUGGCCCGGCCGGCGGCGUGCAGGGCGUCGUGGACGUCAUUUCCAAACAGACGCCCUACAAGAAUCUCGUCACUCUAGACAUGGGCGGUACAUCGACAGAUGUGGCGCUCAUUGUCGACGGCAAGGCGGCCUUGAGACGCGAGACCGUGGUGGACAAGUUGACGGUCAGGGCGCCUUCGGUCGACGUCCGGACCGUGGGCGCCGGCGGCGGCUCGAUUGCCCAGUACGUCGACUUGACGGCCAGUAUGCGUGUAGGGCCCGAGUCGGCCGGUGCGUCGCCCGGUCCGGCCUGUUACCAGAAAGGCGGCAAGCAGCCCACCGUCACAGACGCCAACUUGGUGCUUGGCUAUCUUCCCGAAGCCCUGCUGGGAGGCGACUUUCACCUGGACGUCGCUGCCGCGGCGGAAGCAGUCAAGAGUGUCGCCGACCAGAUGAACAUCAGCGCUGAGGAGACCGCCGAGGGCAUCGUCAACCUCGUAAACGAGACCAUGUAUGGUGCUCUGAGACAAGUAUCAGUCGAACAGGGCUUUGAUCCGCGAGACUUUGCCCUCGUGGCUUUCGGAGGUGCCGGCCCGCUCCAUGCAAAUGCCGUGGGCAAGCUGCUGGGUGCAUGGCCGGUCAUUGUACCCCAGGCUCCAGGUGUGCUCUGCGCUCAAGGCGAUGCCACGACAAAGCUGAGCCACUCGCAGUCUGUGUCGUUUAUCAAGAGUCUGUCGCAGUGUACCCAUCAAGACUUGAAAGAAGUCUUGGAGAAUCUCGGCAGGCAGUGCACGGAAAAGAUGAACACGGCACUUGAGGGUGGUUCAUUGUCGGAAAAGAAGUUAUCCGUUGCCUACGAAGCCGACUUGCGAUACAAGGGACAGGCGCUGGAUAUCACCAUCUCGUUCACUCCGGAGGAGUUCAGCAAGGGCAAGGACGAGCUCGCGGAGCUGUUGCGGAAACGAUUCAACACGACACACGAACUUCAGUUCGGCUUUUCUCUCGACGAGCUCGAAUUUGAGCUAGUCCGGCUGGGUGCCACCGUCACGGACGCAUCAUCGCCAAUAGUCUUUGCCGAGAUCAAGUCCGAGUCGGACGGAAAGCUAGUUGCGCCGCCCGAGUCUGCUGUAGUCAACAAGAAGAUGAUCACGGUCGAAGGAAAACAGAUUGAAGCCAAGUACUACAACCGUGCCGCCCUGAACAAGGCCGGAUAUCGUGUCGACGGGCCAGCCGUUAUUUCCGAAAUGGAUUCAAACACUCUGAUCCUGCCUGGCUUUUACGGAGAGAUUGACCAGAUAGGAAACAUUCUCAUCCACCCAGCCGACGACUCGGUCGUGGCCAAGACCAAGACUUUUACCCCCGAAGAAGCCAAGGCUGAGGUGACAAACUCGCCACUGAUCCCGACACUGAUCGGAUCGGCACUCCAGGCAAUCCGAAUCGAGAUGGACACACUAGUCCUACGGUGUUCCAUGUCUCCUGGUAUCCGUGAACAGCAAGAUGAGUUCAACGUGGUGACGAAUGGCAAGGGCCAGAUGCUCGUCGGCCAGUUUGGCAGCUUCAUUGGAGAGUUCUUGGAGGGCUGGAACAAGACGGGCGGCACCAUCGAAGAGGGCGACAUAUUCAUGACCAACGACCCAUACUCGACAAACGGUGCCAUUAGCCAUUUGAACGAUGUCAUUAUUCUGUUGCCCAUUUUCUACAAGCACCAGCUCGUAGGCUGGUCCGCCAACUUUGGCCAUUUAUCCGACGUCGGCGGAAAGGUGCCAGGAAGCAUGUCCAUCUCGUCGAGUGGACUGUACGAAGACGGCGUACAGAUCCCGCCCGUCAAGUUGUACAAGGCCGGAAAGUACAAUGUAGAGAUUAUGAAUCUGCUGUGUCGCAACUCUCGAAUGCCAGAGUGGUACCGAUCCGAUAUCCAGGCCCUGAUAUCCUCCUGCCAGACCGCCGGAGCUCGUGUCUGCGAAACGAUUGACCGGUUCGGCCUCGAGCUGUACGAAGCUGCCUGCGACGAACUGUUGCGGCGCAACCAGCUCGCCGUCUCCAAGCUGAUUGAAACGCAAUUUGGCGAUGAGGAGGCCGUCUUUACCGAUUUUGUCGACGAUGACGGUGCUGGCAUCGGCCCAUACGCCGUCAAGUGUAAAAUGACAAAGGUUGACGGCAACAAGCUCCGUUUCGACUUUGAUGGCACUUCGGCCCAGAGUAACACGGCGCUCAACUUUUAUCUGUCGCCGACCAUGUUCAAGAUGUUUGUGGGGUAUUACCUGCUGGCCGUCUUUGAUCCUCACUGUGUCGUCAACGAGGGCCUGUACGAUUUUAUCGAGGUCGCCAUACCCGAGGGCAGCAUCCUCAAGCCCAUCCGCCCGGCCGCCCUGAGUUGUAGAACACAUCUGCUUGGUCGGGUCAUGGACAUAAUCCAGGCGCUCAUGGGUCAGCACAACAAGGCGUACCGCGCCGCGGCCGGCUUCAGCGAUAGCCCGCACUUUUUCUACUCGGGGUGGAAGCCAGACGGCACCUGGUUCCAGCUCUAUCAGAUUGCCUUUGGUGGCGUCCCUGCCCGGCCCGUCGGAGACGGCCCAGACAUGCAUUGUCUGUUCCCGGCCAUCAAGUCGGUGCCCACCGAGUCCAUCGAGCUCGCCUUCCCCUUGCUCAUUGAGGCCAACGAGUCCCUGGCCGACACGGGCGGCGCCGGCUUUUACCGCGGCGGCAAUGCGCACCGCACCCGCUACCGCUUCCUCAACCGCGGCGAGUUCUCCCUCCACGACGACCGCUGGUUCACCCACCCGUGGGGCAUCGACGGCGGCCAGCCCGGAAAGCGAAGCCGCAAGGUCUUGUACCGAUACUCGCAGGGCAAAGACCCGAGACCAGAAUAUCUGCCCAGCAAGUGUGAUCACGUCAAGGUCCUGCCGGGCGACGUUCUCGAGCACAUUACCUGGGGCGGCGGCGGUCUAGGCGACGCCCUCACCCGGCCCGCCGAGACCGUGGCCCUCGAGGUCCACCAGAAGCUCGUGACGGUCGCCGGCGCGCGCGACAAUUACGGCGUCGUCGUCGACCCGACCACCUUUGCCGUCGACGCGUCCGGGACCGAGGCCCUGCGCGUUCGCCUGCGCGCCGACAAGAAGGAGUAUCCCAGCAUCUACAACCGCGGCGGCUCGCUCGAGGAGCUCCGCGCCCGCUGCCUCGACGACACGGGACUGCCGGCUCCCGAGCCGCAAUGGAACGAGGACCCGUACGGUGCUCAUGUUACCCUGCCAUAUGUACAGGACUGGUACAAGACGAGGAGAGCCGAGGGCAAUUGGACCUUGGAGUAG
Messenger RNA from Pestalotiopsis fici W106-1, 4098 nucleotides. RefSeq lists its product as uncharacterized. Gene Ontology annotation, molecular function: 5-oxoprolinase (ATP-hydrolyzing) activity. The record is from RefSeq and is a predicted model, not a curated record. Gene Ontology annotation, cellular component: cytosol. Bases 1 to 4098 code for a protein of 1365 amino acids. NCBI's taxonomy places the organism in Eukaryota, Fungi, Ascomycota, Sordariomycetes, Amphisphaeriales, Sporocadaceae. The transcript has 3 exons. Gene Ontology annotation, biological process: glutathione metabolic process.